AUGGAAGAGAGAGCACUCGAGGACUUUGAGAAGAGCGACGGGGCCCUGCGCACCAUCAAAGAUUUGGGUGCUGGUGCAGCCGGUGGAAUUGCUCAGGUUCUUCUUGAUAUUGUCAAAGUGCGGUUGCAAACAACCACUCAGUAUGCCAACGCCCUCGACUGUGCGAGCAAGAUUUUCAAGAAUGAGGGUCCUGCCGCGUUUUACAAGGGAACACUAACCCCCUUGAUUGGAAUCGGUGCCUGUGUCAGCGUGCAAUUUGGUGCUUUUCACGAAGCCCGGAGGCGCCUUGAGGAAUUGAACAAGAAGAAAUAUGCCGAUAGUAGCCUUUCAUACGGGCAAUAUUACAUGGCAGGUGGUUUCGCGGGUCUCACCAACUCCGUUUUGUCUGGGCCUAUUGAGCAUAUCCGUAUUCGCAUGCAGACCCAGCCACACGGCGCAGACCGGUUGUACAAUGGCCCUAUCGACUGCAUCCGUAAGCUCUCUGCUCAGGGAGGCGUCCUGCGGGGCCUCUACCGUGGUCAGAACGUCACCUACCUCCGUGAGAUCCAGGCUUAUGGCAUGUGGUUUUUGACCUUUGAAUUCUUGAUGAACCUGGAUGCCAAGCGCAACAGUGUCAAGCGCGAGGAUAUCUCUAGUCUCAAGGUCGCUACCUACGGUGGAUUGGCUGGCGAGGCGCUUUGGCUGAGCAGCUACCCAUUUGACGUGGUGAAGAGUAAGAUGCAGUGUGAUGGCUUCGGGGCUCAGCAACAGUUCAAGAGCAUGACAGACUGCUUCAAGAAGACAUAUGCUACCGAGGGUCUCGCUGGCUUCUGGAAGGGCAUUGGUCCCACCCUGCUGAGAGCUAUGCCUGUGUCGGCUGGAACAUUCGUCGUUGUCGAGCUUGCCAUGAAGGCAAUGGGUUAA
Messenger RNA from Aspergillus bombycis, 903 nucleotides. Its product is annotated as putative mitochondrial carrier protein (Ymc1). The transcript has 4 exons. The coding region runs from base 1 to 903 and encodes 300 amino acids. Gene Ontology annotation, molecular function: L-ornithine transmembrane transporter activity. NCBI's taxonomy places the organism in Eukaryota, Fungi, Ascomycota, Eurotiomycetes, Eurotiales, Aspergillaceae. Gene Ontology annotation, biological process: mitochondrial L-ornithine transmembrane transport. The record is from RefSeq and is a predicted model, not a curated record.